Cyprinodon variegatus (sheepshead minnow) is the source of this 2195-nucleotide messenger RNA. Its product is annotated as breast cancer metastasis-suppressor 1-like protein-A. Lineage: Eukaryota; Metazoa; Chordata; Actinopteri; Cyprinodontiformes; Cyprinodontidae. Gene Ontology annotation, cellular component: Sin3-type complex. The transcript has 10 exons. Gene Ontology annotation, molecular function: histone deacetylase binding. Gene Ontology annotation, biological process: negative regulation of transcription by RNA polymerase II. The coding region runs from base 130 to 1107 and encodes 325 amino acids. The record is from RefSeq and is a predicted model, not a curated record.
GCGGAGUAGCGGAGCUGGCUAACCCGGGGCUAGCAGUCUGACCAGCAUUUCCCCUCUUUCUUGGAGGGGGGUUAAACGUGAAGAUACGGCCGUGCUGCGCCGUCCACCCCGGCUGUUCUGAUAGCUGCCAUGCCGGUGCACUCACGGGACAAAAAAGAAAGCAACCACGAAGAAAUGGAGGUGGACUUUCCCGAGCAAGACGGCAGCAGCACAGACGAGGAGGACACGGUUAGCUCGUCCGUGUCUGAAGAUGGAGACAGCUCAGAGAUGGAUGAUGAGGACUGCGAGAGGAGGAGGAUGGAGUGUCUUGAUGAGAUGACAACGCUUGAAAAACAAUUCACGGACUUGAAGGAGCAGCUGUAUAAGGAGCGUCUGAGCCAGGUGGAGAUAAAGCUGCAGGAGGUGAUGGCUGGCUGUGCCCAGGAGUACCUGGAACCACUGGCCAACCUGCAAGAGAACAUGCAGAUUAGAACUAAAGUAGCUGGGAUCUAUAAAGAUUUGUGCCUGGAGUCGGUGAGGAACAAACAUGAUUGUGAAAUCCAAGCUGCUUGCCAGCACUGGGAGAGUGAGAAGUUGCUGCUUUUUGACACUGUGCAAAGUGAGCUGGAGGAGAAGAUAAGGAGAUUAGAGGAGGACCGGCAUAGUAUUGACAUUACCUCAGAGUUGUGGAACGAUGGACUGCAGGCUCGGAAGAACAAGAAAAAAGAUCCAUUCUGUCCUGUGAAGAAGAAGAAACCCGUCGUCGUGUCUGGACCUUAUAUUGUUUACAUGCUACAAGACCUGGAUAUUCUUGAAGACUGGACCGCCAUAAGAAAGGCGAUGGCUUCUUUGGCGCCGCACCGGGUGAAGGUGGAUGAAGUCCCUGCGGUGAAAGCGGACAGACAUCACCACGUGGCGCGCUCUGAGGAAGGUCGACUUUUCUACGACAACCAGUGGUACUGCCGAGGUCAGACCAUCUGCAUCAACAGGAAGGACGAGUUUCCAACCAGUGCCAUCAUCACCACGAUAAACAACGAUGAGGUGUGGUUCAAGCGAGCGGAUGGCACCAAGUCCAAGCUGUACAUCUCCCAGCUGCAGAAAGGCAAAUACACCAUCAAACACUCGUAGAGGAGACUAGAAAAACACUAUCACCCCCCCACCACCACCCCUUUCAUACUCAUCUCCACUGUCUUGUUCUGUGUUGCAACUCUUCAGUCUAAAUGCUAACAGAUAUCUACUGAUGCUUUCUGCAUGAGAGUAUCGUUCCUGUAAUGUGAGAAAUAAAGCUCCACCGCCACAAAGCGUCGUCUUCUCUGGAGCGGAGAGCGACGCAAAGUGCUGCUAAUGAGAAAAAAGCAGGGGGAGACGAGCUAACCGUGAGGCGAACAGCUCAGUCGAGUGCCUUUCCUUUUCCGAGGCAGGACGCCGCCUCCGCUGAAGGCCGCAGAGGGAGGAGGCGGGUAGAAAGGGUUGACCUAUCAACGCAGCGAAGCCUUACCCAACGCUGCAUUCACUGGCAGCAGGAGAACUGAAGCGGGUCAGCGAGCGUUUGGACUUGAAACCCUCUGAACUUGAAUUUUCUGUUCCAGUCCCAUUUUGGGAACGCCUCCCUUAGCAACAUAUCACAUCAUAAUGUGCAAAUCAACUUGUGCUACAUGAUCUCUUGAUGUUUUUUUGUAACUUUGAUUUCUAAGCACUACACAGAGGCCCCCCCCACUCCAAGCAGAAGCUGAGGUGGGGGGGCUAAUCUGUAUAUAAAAACAUUGUUUUCUGUGAUUUCUAAUGUUGCCAAACAGCUAAAGGUACCUCCUCCUUCAGGAUCUAAGACAUGGAGUUAAAAAGAGGUAUUUUGGCCACCCUCUGAUGUGUAAUGCGCUGUGCCAUCCUUCUACUCAUGUUUGUCGUUGUGCCCUUUGUUUUAAGUGAGAAUCUUUUUAUUUUUAUGUUUGAACAAAUAUAGAACAAUUCUGUUUGUGUAUGUGUUACAUUUCAGCAAGUUUGUGUUCUUUCUAGAGCUUUAUCUGACUUUUAACUUUGUCCAAAUCAAGUAUUAGCAGUCAGCAGUAUUGUGUUCAGAGGUACCAAUAAGGGAAGCCUUGCGGGGCUUUUUUUGAGAAAUAACUUGUCAUCUUAAAUCUUUUUUUGCUUUUUUUACUUGAUGCAUUAUGUUUAUUGUACAUGAAACAAUCAAAAAAUAAAAACCUGAAAUCUUACCC